AUGGAAAAUAAUACAGAAGUGACUGAAUUCACCCUGCUGGGACUCACCAGUGCCCCAGGACUGCAGGUCCUCCUGUUUAUAAUAUUCACGCUCAUUUAUCUUGUCAAUGUGGUUGGAACUCUGGGACUGAUCCUGCUGAUUCUCUUGGACUCUUGUCUCCACAUUGCCAUGUACUUUUUCCUUACAAAUCUGUCUCUGGUGGACUUCUGCCACUCCACAGCUGUCAUGCCCAAGGUGAUGGCUGGGCUCCUUGUAGGAGCCCAGGUCAUCUCCUACCAUGCAUGCACUGCUCAAAGGUCCUUUUCUGCAGCAUUUGCCGCUGUGGAAAGUUACCUGUCGGCCUCAAUGGCCUAUGACCGCUACACAGCAGUGUGCGAACCCCUAUGUUAUAACACCACCAUGACAGCACGUGUGUGUACUUGUAUGGCUGUGGAUCCCUACUUCUGUGGUUUCCUGAAUGCCUCUGUCCACACAGGAAACAUUUUCCGGCUCUGCUUCUGUAGGCCCAAUGUGCUCCACCACUUUUUCUGCGAUGUUCCAGCAGUCAUGGCUCUCUCCUGCUCUGAUAAACGCAUCAGUGAGCUGAUUCUCCAUGUGGUGGCAAGUUUCAGCAAUGUGUUUGUGCUCCUGGUUAUCUUGAUUUCCUACCUGUUCAUAUUUACCACCAUCUUGAAGAUGCACUCGGCUGAGGCCUAUCAGAAGGCUUUAUCCACCUGCGCGUCUCACCUCACCACAGUCUCCAUCUUCUGUGGGCCAGGCAUCUUUACGUACUCCCAGCCCAGCUCCAGUCAUUCCAUGGACACAGACAAAAUUCUGUCUGUGUUCUAUGCCAUGGUCAUCCCCAUGCUCAAGCCCUUGAUCUAUAGUUUGAGGAACAAGGAGGUCAAAAAUGCUUUCAAGAAGUUGGUUAUGAAGGCAAAAUUUUCUAAGCUUCACCUUUUAAAGUUGUAG
Molecule: messenger RNA, 951 nt
Organism: Budorcas taxicolor (takin)
Lineage: Eukaryota; Metazoa; Chordata; Mammalia; Artiodactyla; Bovidae
Product: olfactory receptor 5B2-like
Exons: 1
Coding region: 1-951 (316 amino acids)
Biological process (GO): G protein-coupled receptor signaling pathway; sensory perception of smell
Cellular component (GO): membrane
Molecular function (GO): G protein-coupled receptor activity; odorant binding; olfactory receptor activity
Source: RefSeq, a predicted model, not a curated record